Thalassophryne amazonica is the source of this 2535-nucleotide messenger RNA. Its product is annotated as protocadherin gamma-A5-like. Gene Ontology annotation, biological process: homophilic cell-cell adhesion. Gene Ontology annotation, molecular function: calcium ion binding. The record is from RefSeq and is a predicted model, not a curated record. The transcript has 2 exons. The coding region runs from base 154 to 2535 and encodes 793 amino acids. Lineage: Eukaryota; Metazoa; Chordata; Actinopteri; Batrachoidiformes; Batrachoididae. Gene Ontology annotation, cellular component: plasma membrane.
UGUGUUGUUUAAACGCACCGGACGCAGCGAUCGUUCUUCGGCGCACAAUAUGGACCCAUCAGACAUUUAUUGCUUAUCAUUCGGAAAAGGAAACUAUCAUUAUUAAGGAUUUUAUUGAGAUAUUAAAUGGCGAAGCUUUUUCUUUCGUGAACGAUGACGAAAAUGGACAUCAGAGGCCGGUGGGUGGAUGCGCGGAUUUCUUUGUGUCUCGCUCUUCUGAUGCUACUGUUUGUUAAUUUGGAAAUAAUCUCUGCGCAAAUCCGAUAUUCCUUUCAAGAAGAAUUAAAUGUCGGCACGCCAGUGGGGAAUGUAAGUAAAGACCUUGGAAUAGAUCUUGGAAAACUGGCGGACAGGAAUCUUCGUGUCGUGUCAGGAACAAAGCGGGAGCUGUUUGAGGUAAAUCGGAGAGAUGGAGCUUUGUUCGUGAAUCAGAGAAUAGACAGAGAGGAACUGUGUGGAAAAACUCUCCCCUGCAUCAUCAGUCUGAAAGCGGUCGUGGAAAAUCCUCUGGAAAUGCACCAAGUCACAGUAGAGGUAACAGAUGUAAACGAUAAUUCGCCGAAAUUUCCUGAUGAAAAUUAUACAUUAGAGGUACUGGAAUCCGCUGUAGUUGGAUCUAAAUUCCAAGUGGAGGGAGCACACGAUUUGGAUGUUGGUUUGAAUUCCUUACAGUCUUAUAAACUAAACCACAAUCAGUAUUUUCGUCUGGAAACAGAGGAAUUUGGUGAAGAUGGAAAAGUUCCUUUCCUCAUUUUACAGCGACCUUUAGAUAGAGAAAACGCCUUUCAACACUGUUUGGAAUUAACAGCUACAGAUGGAGGAAAACCACCAAAGUCAGGCACUAUUAAUAUAACAGUUAUUGUAUCGGAUAUCAAUGAUAAUUCACCUGUAUGCAAUAAACAGAAGUACGUCAUAACCAUACCUGAAGAUGCACCAACAGGAACAUUUCUGCUGACAAUCAACGCAUCUGACCCAGAUGAAGGGGUUAAUGGUGAGAUCGAGUAUUCUUUAAGAAGUAAAUAUAGAGGAUUCUUAGAGCCUUUUGCGUUGGAUGGUAAAACUGGGGAGCUGACGGUGAAAGGUGGACUUGAUUUCGAGAAAAAGCAGGUUUAUGAGAUGAAAAUCCUGGCUGCAGACAAAGGUGCUGUUUCUCUGUCUACCCACUGCAACGUGAUAGUCAGGGUGCAAGAUGUGAAUGACAACCAACCCGAAAUUGAUAUCACAUCCCUUUCAAGUCGUAUUCCAGAGGAUGCACGACCUGGAACAGUGGUGGCGCUCAUGGGUGUGACGGAUCUUGACUCUGGUGUGAAUGGACAGUUGGUUUGCAGUGUGCCAAGUGAUUUACCGUUUGACUUAAAACCGUCACCUGAUGGACAAUCCUACUCCCUGGUCACAAAAGACCAUUUAGACAAAGAAACAACACACAUGUAUGACAUCACCAUAACAGCUAAAGAUUUAGGAAGCCCCGCCCUAUCAUCCACAAAAGUGAUACAAGUAUGUGUUUUAGAUGUUAAUGAUAACAGCCCUGUGUUCACUGAGAGCCCAUACACUUUUUAUGUAGCUGAGAAUAACAAACCUGGGAUGUCCAUUUUUUCUGUGAGUGGAGUUGAUGCUGAUGGAGGCGAAAAUGCAGCUGUUACUUAUUCAAUCGACCGUAAGAAUCCAGGGCUUCCCACCUCGUCUUUUUUGAACAUAAAUGAAGGCAAUGGCACAAUUUACGCACUGAGGAGUUUUGACUUUGAAACCCUGAAAAGUUUCCAGUUCCAAGUUGUGGCCACAGAUUGUGGAACUCCAUCACUGAGCAGCAACGUGACAGUGAACGUGUUCAUUCUGGAUCAGAACGACAACCCUCCAGUCAUCCUGUAUCCAGUCAGUGCUAACGGUUCUGCUGAAGGUGUGGAGGAGAUUCCCCGAAAUGUGAACGCAGGUCACUUGGUGACUAAAGUCAGAGCCUAUGAUGCUGAUAUAGGAUAUAACGGCUGGUUACUGUUUUCACUGCAGGAGCUUACUGACCACAGUCUGUUUGCUUUGGACCGCUAUACAGGACAGAUCAGAACACUUCGCUCAUUCACAGAGACAGACGAGGCUGAGCAUAAACUGGUCAUACUGGUCAAAGACAAUGGGAACGUUUCACUCUCAGCAACAGCUACUGUGACUGUCAAACUUGUGGAGCCCAAAGAGGCUUUUGCAGCUUCUGACGUUAAAGGUUCAGCAAAAGAUGAAGAGGACAAUAAUGUGACUUUUUAUCUCAUGAUCACUUUGGGCUCAGUUUCCACACUUUUCCUCAUCAGUAUCAUCGUGCUGAUUGCCAUGCAGUGCUCCAAAACCACAGACUAUUCCUCCAAGUAUUUGCAAGAAGCAAAUUAUGAUGGAACUCUGUGCAACAGCAUCCAGUACAGAUCUGGAGAGAAGCGUUACAUGUUAGUUGGACCCAGGAUGAGUAUUGGAUCUACUAUAGUCCCUGGAAGCAAUGCAAAUACUUUGGUCAUCCCUGGCAGGAGGACAUCAUCGGAAGAAGUAAGAAUGUUUCCAUGA